Messenger RNA from Geodia barretti, 687 nucleotides. NCBI's taxonomy places the organism in Eukaryota, Metazoa, Porifera, Demospongiae, Tetractinellida, Geodiidae. The record is from the annotation of a GenBank genome assembly.
UUGCGGGCGGACCUGGCUGAGGCUAUUACCACCUUUGACGACGACCCUGACGCCCGGGUCGCCAUCGUAACCGGCACGGGGCGCGCUUUUUGCGCCGGCCGGGACCUCAAAGAGCGGGCCAACGACAAUUCAGACGGCCGCCAGGCCCGGGCCGCCGACAGCAUGUACCCAGACCGGCCCUACAUGUGGCCCCAGACCUGGAAGCCAAUCAUCGCCGCCAUCAACGGUUUUGCCCUGGCCGGGGGCUGGUCCAUCGCCCAGAUGUGCGACCUGCGCAUUGCGGCCGAGGAUGCGAAGCUGGGAAUCACAGAGACCAAGUGGAGCCUGCUACCACCCUUCGGAACCAUAUUGCCCAAGCAGAUCGGCCUGGCCGCUACCCUGGAGCUGUGCCUUACCGCCCAGCCCAUCACGGCCCAACGCGCAUACGACAUCGGCUUCGUCAACAAGGUGGUGCCCGGCGAUCAGCUGAUGGAAGAAGCGAUGACCAUGGCGGCACAGAUCGCGGAGAAUGCGCCCCUGGCAGUGCAGUACUUCAAGGAGUUGGCCUACCGGGGCCUGAACAUGUCCACCCAGGACGUCUCGUCCCUGACUUACCACAUGUACGACCGGCUGCUGACCACCGAGGACUCCAAAGAGGGGCCGCGGGCCUUCGCCGAAAAGCGCAAGCCCAACUGGCAGGGGCGGUAG